AUGAAUCUAGAAAUUGACAACCUAAAGACAAGAAGUACAUCGUUAUUCUUGAAAGAGAAUAGUAAUAUUAUUCUUGUUACCAAUGAUACAUCCAGUCGUGCCGGCUUUUAUGAGAUGAAUAUUUUCGACAAUGUUUAUGUAGAGCAACUUGCCAAUGACGAUAUCUACAACAACAAAGCUCAACUCACUAUUGGAUUGCUUGAAUCCAAGAAAUACGCAGUGACUUUCAUGGAAAUCCAUAAAAGAAAUUCCGAAAAUAUCUCUUUACAGCGAGACUUGGCUAAUUAUAUUACUAUGUAUCAAACAAAAAUAGUCAAUCAAACGAAAUGGUACUGUAUCGCGCGAUUUGAUGAAAGUGGUUAUAUGGAUGCUAAGAGAUAUAAAAACCCGAAUUUCAAAAAAUUUGUGCUAACGCUGUAUGAAAAUAUUGUUGAAUCAAAGAAAGGAAUGAAUAUUUUUAAGGAGUCUGUGGUCAGGUAUGAAAUAAUUGAUGAAGUGCGCUUUAAUUAUGCUAUCAGAGCAGUGAUACUUAUGAUACCGAUUUUAAGUGUACUUUUAGCUGCUAUCAUUUUAAUCAGUUCGUACAGAUGA
This is a messenger RNA of Brugia pahangi, 591 nucleotides long. Lineage: Eukaryota; Metazoa; Nematoda; Chromadorea; Rhabditida; Onchocercidae. The record is from the annotation of a GenBank genome assembly.